AACCAAGUUUGUUUUGAUUUAGGACACGUCAGAUUAAAAAAAAUUGUAGAUUGUAUGAUUUGAAACCAAUUAGAGGACGUUGAAUCGUCAGAAAAUAACCAAAAAGAAAGAUGGCUUCAAACGAUAUAGGGGACUGGUAUCGAGGAAUUCCUCAGAUGACAAAAUACUGGUUUACCGGUUCUGUGGUGGUGCCACUCGUGGCAAGAUUUGGACUAAUUAAUCCUAGGAAUCUUAUUCUUAUAUUCGAAAGUGUAUUUUACAAAUUCCAGAUCUGGAGACCAGUGACAGCUGUUUUAUUUUACCCGAUAUCUGGACCCAGUGGAUUUCACUAUCUGAUGAACCUUUAUUUCUUAUAUUCUUAUUCUACAAGACUUGAAACAGGUAUAUUCGAUGGGAAACCUGCAGAGAUGGCAUUUCUGCUGAUCUUCAACUGGUUGUCUCUUGUUAUAAUUGGAUUUGCUGCAGAAAUGUGGCUCUUAAUGGAUCCCAUGGUGUUAAGUGUCCUGUAUGUUUGGUGUCAACUUAACAAAGAUAUGAUUGUUUCUUUCUGGUUUGGAACUCAGUUCAAGGCAAUGUAUCUCCCUUGGGUCCUGUUGGCCUUUAAUAUGAUUAUUGGACAAGGAGGUCUAAUGGAACUUGUUGGAAUCAUCGUGGGGCAUCUUUAUUUCUUUCUGAUGUUUAAAUAUCCACAAGACUUUGGAGGAGCAAGGCUUAUUUCAGUACCCAACAUUUUGUACAAAUAUUUUCCAAACAGAAGAGGUGGCAUGUCAGGGUUCGGAAUACCUCCAUCAAGUCGUCGGCAGGCCCCUGAUAAUAACGCGGAUAAUCAAAGACAUCAUUGGGGGAGGGGCCAAAAUCUGGGAGGAAACUAAUGUGUCAUCAUAUGAUUUGUCUUACUAAAUUAACUUGCAUCCUUUUUUUAAAUGAUGGACAAAAUCUGUGUUAUCUAUUUAAAGAAUUUUAUGGGGUUUUUUUUUUUGUAUAUUGUGUAAUUUAUACUUUGAAAAAAAAAAUCCUUUGAUGCCUGCCAUUAUGUUCUGAUGCAGCUUGUUCUAUUCACAUUGAAGUCAUUCUUGAUCUAUACAUGUAUUGUGAUGGACAUGUACAUUGUAAGUCAGAUAUCCUAGUUAUUAAUCAUUUAAUGAUUUAUGUGUUCAUGGGUUCUAUAUGAUGCAGUCAUCGAUUGUGAGGAUGUGUUGGAACAUCCUGUACAUAUAUCAGUGUACUACUCUAACGCUGAAUGAGCUUUAUGUACUGUAUGGAGAAUUCAUUUCUCUGUAGAAACAUGAUACAUGUACCUGUCAAUCUAAUUAAAAUUAGACUUGUAAUUUUCACUCCUCUACGAUACGC
Molecule: messenger RNA, 1350 nt
Organism: Saccostrea echinata
Lineage: Eukaryota; Metazoa; Mollusca; Bivalvia; Ostreida; Ostreidae
Product: derlin-1-like
Exons: 8
Coding region: 111-872 (253 amino acids)
Biological process (GO): endoplasmic reticulum unfolded protein response
Cellular component (GO): endoplasmic reticulum membrane; Hrd1p ubiquitin ligase ERAD-L complex
Molecular function (GO): misfolded protein binding; ubiquitin-specific protease binding
Source: RefSeq, a predicted model, not a curated record